CUCUCCAAUGACCCGUUCACGAUGUCGUGAAGAUCAACACGAAUGUGAUAAGAAAUGCAUCCCAGGAAAUAAGACCUGUGAUGGGAUUAAUGAUUGUAUUGAUUUAUCCGAUGAAAAUAUGUGCCAAGGUAAUCAAAGUUCAGAGUAAUAUUCAUCAUACUAUAGAAAAUCAUGUGUGACACUGUGUGUGUGUGUGUGGGGGGGGGGGGGAGAAGGAGGUUUAUGACCAAUCAGCCUAAUUAGAAAACUUGAAGGGAAGCAACCGAAAGCUCAACAUCUGUAUAGGCCGACUAUUUUAAGCAUUCUGAACGGGAAAUGUCCAGGAAAUUAGCAGAGGUUUCCUUCUCAUCUUAGAAACCGUACAGAUGGGAACCUCUGCUCGCACGGUACCAAACUGCAGAAAUGUCCUAAAAUCAACGCGUUCUUCUUGAUUUUGUAGAAUACAUCCUGUAUUGUUCACAAAAUAGCAUAAACAAGUUAAAUCUGCAGGAUUACACUUCAAGAGUUCUGAUCGAUGAAUUACAAAAUGCUGUCGCCAUGGACAUUGACAUUCAACAAGGGAUGGUCUACUGGACUGAUAUACAUCAUGAUAGCAUACACCGAGCUAAGAUUGGGGCACAUAACUAUUCCUUUGAAAUUGUGACACAGUUUAAUUUGGAAAGUCCUGAAGGAAUAGCAGUUGAUUGGAUUGGGAGAAAGUUAUAUUGGACAGAUGGAACUCCAGGAAAGAUUGAAGUCUCGGAACUGGACGGAAGAAAUCGUGCUGUGUUGAUCAGUGAAAAUGUACAAAGACCAAGAGCUAUUGUUGUUCAUCCUGAAUACAGGUAGACAUUUGCACAUGAUUUUGUUUCGCAUGGUGAAAUCACUGUGAAGGGGGGAUAUACAUCUUACGUUUGAAGGGCAUACCUAUUAAAUGAUGGGUCAUAUACCUGUGGUUGACAAAUAAUAUAACGUGUGCUAGCAUUUAUCUGUUUAAGCUUAUAGAGGAUAUUGAAAAUGUAUUUCAUUUCAUAACUACAUAUUACAAGAACGUUUGCAUAAAAAACAAAGUUGAAAAACUUUUUGAAGUAGCCUUUGGAUUAGAAUUAUUACAAAAAGGAGAUAGUAAUUUAAAAUGAUAUCCGAAAAAAGUCUUGUUAUCAUGACUUUAACAUGCUGCCAUGAUUUAUCUUUUGAGAUUGCUAUUUUGGACUAAGUGGGGAAAAGGCGCACAAAUUGAGCGAUGUGGGAUGAACGGAGAUUCUGAAACACGCCAAGUUUUAGUAAGUAAUAAUAUCAACUGGCCAAAUGGUUUGACCAUUGAUUACCAAACAGAACGUCUGUGGUGGGUGGAUGCAAAAAUGGCAAGAAUUGAAAGUAUGAAUUUCGAUGGAACUGACAGAAGAACACAGAUAAAUGGAACGAAUGGAGAACUAGGUCAUCCAUUCUCCUUGGCUGUGUUUGGUCAGAGUAUAUUUUGGACUGACUGGGGACAGAAAUUGAUUUAUCGGACAACAAAGAAAGAUUCUAGUAGAAGAAUAACUGUUGUUAAACGUUUACAAAACUUUUCACCGAUGGAUAUAAAGAUUGUACAUCCACAUCAACAACUAAAAGGUAGCCUAUAACUUUGUUUAUAUUAAUGACAUUUAAUGUAUUCAUUAAGAUCAUGUUCCAUUACGGUCGCUUUGCCCACGCGAGACGAGCGACCUAUGGAAGCCACGUCACGUGUACUCGCGAAGAAAGUUGAAUGUAGUUGCAGUGUAAACACGGCUAUACACACUUCCUGGUGUGCAAGAAUGGAUAUGGGUGAGGGCCGGGUGUGCUUAUCAAGCUUUGUGCGACCGUUGACUAAGUAUGUAAUCACUAUAAAGGCGUUACGGCAACCAGGCGCUAGUCUGUACCCAAGUAUAGGAAAUCCCCCCCUCUCCUAGGCUAGGAGGUGCAUAAACCCCUGCAUCCCCCCAAAUUAAUUCCUGCUAGUGUACUGUACUGUAUAGCCCUGAAACAGCAAGUCUAUGAAAGAAUGAUGAAGCGUAAUUGGAAAGUUUAUUCCACUUGCGGACUCAAAUUCUGUCGGCCCUGCUUUAGUUUCCCGGAUACCUUUGUUGUCCCCUGAAAAUAAGAUGCUGUUUUAAAAAUAUUGUUGGCCCUGUAUCGAUCGUAACACCCACGCACAGUAGACACCAAUCAGACUAGACACUAGCGUUAGGUGGUAUCACAACCAUCUGGUUCGUCUCUCAUUGAUUAGAGAGGUUAAAAUACCCCGGUUUACUGGUACGAGUAUCGCCAUUUUGUUUACCAAUUUUAGCUGAUGUCAGCAUUUUUACCCGUAAUUUCUACUCGUUUCCCCGCAGAAAACCAUGGUCUACACGUAAAAGACAACGGAUACGGGUGUUUUCUGUUUACUAUUUGUUGGUCGUUCAAAUAGUAAAAAACUUCAACAUCUUACCCAAAUAAAUAAUGCACAUAUCCUCGUCAAAGUUUUCAACAAUCUAUGGCGAACCUGAACAACGAAAGUUAAUACCAUUCUAUGACGGUUUUCUUACGCUUGGGUUUCUUGAGUUACAAGUCGUUCCCCGAUUUAUGGAUACGGGUACGUGUAUAGCACCCGUACGCGUAAACCGGGGUAUCUUAACCUCUCUAAUUUCAUUCCGGUGAGUUCCCAGGCACUAUGAACUGCCCCUAACAUAAAAAAGAUUCUCAAAAGGCUGCCCUAAUGCGUGUAGAAGUGUGAAAGAAACCCUGCAAAGUAUUAUAUUUCGGACAUAGUGAUGAUCAAAUCAUGUUUUUUUUGUAGAAUUAAAUCCUUGUGGCUUAAAUAAUGGCCAAUGCAGUCAUCUUUGUCUGUUGUCCCCAAACCAGGAUCAACAAUAUUCUUGUUUCUGUCCCACUGGUUUGAAAUUAUGGAAAGACAAAAGAACUUGCACAAUAGAAGGUAUAAUAUAACUGUCCCGAUAUUAAUGUAAAUAUCCCGUUUAUAUCUAAUAAGGUUAGGUAGGAUUACUGUUAGGAAAAGAGUAAGAUUAGAGUUGGGAUUUAUCAGGACUGCAAACAUUAGGAAUAGUGUAAGUGAAAGAAAUACCCGUGUUCAAUGUCCAAGGUAGCUCGAUACAGUUUUCUUUUUAAAUGGGUGAGCCACCUUUUAAAUUGUGGUUGUUAAUAUGGAAAUGACCCACGUUGGGUUUUAAUUUCAGUUUCUAGGAAGCGUUCCCUGUAGUUUUGAGUUUACAGUAAUUGGAAGUAAUUUUUGUUCAUUACGUCCUGAACGUCCAUAGUCGGGAAGUUUCUAAUCGCAAUGUAUUGUGGUUGGACUGACGUUUCAAUUGUGCUAUAUUGAAUGUAUGUCGAUCAAACGACAGUUACUUUGGCAUUUAAAAACCAUAUUGAAGCCGGGAAGAGGAAAUUGGAAAGCGUGCAAAUGCAAAGUCUGCAAAGAAUCUGGUAAGAAAAGCUACAAAGUAAGAGACGCCGAAAAUUUCAACAAUAACAGGGAUCUAUAAAUUAUUUUCCCUUGUGCGGUCCACCAUAUCUGCUUAAUUCAAUGCAAACUUUGCACUCAAACUAUUUUUCAUGUACUCCUUGCGGCUGUAAUAUUGAUUUUGAGUUGAAACCACAACUGCGCAUAAUCUUGAAAUUGAUUUUUGAUUAUUUGACUUAAUUUGAUUGUAGACAGCCCGCCAUACAUUUUGUUCGCCAAUAGUGCUGGAAUGUUUUACUCGGACGUGGAUUUGCGACACAUCAGUCCAGUUUUGGCGGGAAUUGCUGGAAUUGCUGCAGCGAUUGAUGUUGAUCUCAAAAAUAAAUAUUUAUACUGGUCUAAUGUGAUUACCGAUACCAUAGAACGUGUUUCGUUAAGUCAUAUUGGUGCUGUUGAAACUAUUAUUAAAGAUCAUUUGGAGUCAGUCGAUGGGAUCGCUUAUGAUUGGAUCAAUCGGAAGUUAUAUUGGACUGAUGGCAGAAGAAGAGUUAUUGAAGUAGCUGACCCUGAAGAACAAAACUCAAGAUUGACUUUGAUUGAUGAAGGUCUCAACAAACCUAGAGCGAUUGUUUUGCAUCCUAAAACAAGGUAAGAGUUGUUAGAAAAGAAAGAUAAUUACGUUGAUCAAAUAGAAAAGAAUUUUUGCAAUGAGUGUUAUUGUGCUUCUCCAUUUUUCACUUCCAACACAUGCGGUUUCAUGAAAAAAUCGUGGAAUCGUCUUCAUAAUCGUAUUGUUAUAGAUACCAACUUCCCGCACUAAAUGGCACAUCAAAUGUGGAGUUGUUGCUACAACGCUACAAUUUGAAAAUAAUUGUUGCACAAUGGACUUCGUCCCAUUGAUUAACAAUGAGACAAUACGAAGACAAUAAGUCCAAUACCAAAAAAGUCUUCAUAUUCAUUUUCCAUGUAAAAUAUUGUUGUUCCUAUAGAUACAUGUAUUGGACUGACUGGGGUGUAAAUGCUCAGAUUGAAAGAUGUGGCAUGAAUGGUAAUUUAACGACACGAGAAACAGUCGUGCAAGGGAUGCUUGGUUUUCCCAAUGGGCUGGCAAUUGAUUAUAAAGAAGAGAAACUAUGGUGGGCGGACGCCAUGUUGGAUAAGAUUGAAACAUCAAAUUUGGACGGUUCAUUAAGACGAAUAGUGUUGGCAGAGGAAUCAAUUCAUCCAUUUGGUUUGAUUGUUUACAACAAUUCAAUAUUAUGGACUGAUUGGGUGGAUAAUAUGAUCGUUAAAGCUGAUAAAUUAGCUGGGCAGAUAUAUUUCUCAAAGGAUGUUGGAUCGUUUCGACCAACUGGAAUCAGAGUAGUUCAUGAGCAGAUGUACCCUAGAGGUAUGUGUUAUAAAAUAAGGCCCCGUUUACAUGAGACUGGGUCCCCGGGACGAAGUUAAACCGAUUCCCCUUGCCCGCCAUUUUCUUUCUUUCAGUGCUUUUGUGAGCAUGCAUUGUUCCGAAGCCUCUGAAGAAAGUCAGUUUGGUCCAGCGAGCAGGACGACUUCAGACCGGUCUGAGCAAUUUUUCGUCCCAGUCUCAUGAAAAUACCCAUUAUAAAUAACACUACGAUCCCACCAAAAUGAAAUCAUCCCGCAUUGAAAAAUUUGUGAUUUUCGCACUGGUCUCGUGUACACAUGCUUUUAUCUCGGUUUGACUCGGUUUGACUUCGUUAUCUCGGUUUGACUUCGGAGAGCAUUUAAUCCCGCAUGCAUCCGUAAUUCAUGCAUAGUACAAACCUGAAUUACACCUGAUAUCUUUAUUUCAGAAAUUAAUCCUUGUGGAAGAAAGAAAAAAGGUUGCAGUAAUCUAUGUCUACUGAAUCCUAAACCUCCAUAUUACAGUUGUCAUUGUCCUAAUGGAAUGUUGCUUCUACCUGAUAGAAAAUCUUGUCGAUAUAAAGGAUUCUUGGGUUAAAUAUUUAAGUAUAACUACAUGGGGUAAUAUUUACGCGCCUUGGAACUAAUACUCAUAUAUCCAAGAAACAGUACAAGAGUAUUAGCUAGUCUACAAGUAUUCAAAUUAAAAAUUUAAAUAGACAUCGACCAUACAUUAGAUCAAUAAUGUUAUCAUAGCAUAAUGUAAUCAAGUAUACGAGAGUAGCAAUAGGACGUUAUAGUUCUGUGUUAUUUCUUGAUUAGAUAUUUAGGUUUUACAACUCACUGAAAGAUCUCCAAUUACUUACGAAUAUUACCACACAUUUAAGCUAAGAAAGGAUAACACUGAUAACCAACUUACCAACGAUAGAUAAUUCGGGUGAUGCAUAUAUAUGUACGACCAAAAGCAGAAUCUUAAGGCUAUGUAAAUGUAAUAUUGUAGAUUUUAUUAUACAGUACAUUAUCGGUCAUGAAUAAUUUGAUGAAGUAAAGACUCAACUAAACUCAGUAGUGACUAAAGCAAACUGAUUUCUCGUUCAGGUCACAUGUCUGGCAUGUAUGUAUUCAAUGUCAAACAACUUCACUGAUCUUAUUGCUUUCAAUGAAACACGCCUCGAUCCAAGUGUAACUAUUGGUAUGAUUCACCUGAACGAUUAUGAUAUUAUUAGAAAAAACAAGUCAAGAAAUGGGGGUGGAGUUUGUAUCUACUUGCGUAGCUCCAGCCUCCGUCAACUACAUUAUAAGUUAAGAUCUGAUUUCCUCUGAAUUAUAGGUUGUUUGUAUAGAAAUUAUUAAGCUACAUAGCAGACCAUCUCUUGUUACAACAGUUUAUAGACCACCUAAUGCAU
Molecule: messenger RNA, 6171 nt
Organism: Paramuricea clavata
Lineage: Eukaryota; Metazoa; Cnidaria; Anthozoa; Malacalcyonacea; Plexauridae
Source: the annotation of a GenBank genome assembly